AUGUCUCGACCCGCCGAAACCUCAGCAACGAUGAACGAGUUGCUGCCUACCAGAUUCUGCUGGAACGAUCCAUCGGAGGUGUGCUUCCUAAUGGUGCAUUUGUCACUACUGCUAAGUUCUUUGGCUGCCAUUGGAGCAUCGUGGACGCGAGGAAGGUCGUCCAUAGCCGACGGAGCCGCACUCGCUAACGUCGACUCGCGACGCAAGGGCAAUUGUGGUGCCAAGAAAGUCCGCUCGGUAAUCGACAUCAAGAUGGCCAUCAAGGCUGUGCCACAUGAAGGUCGCCAAACCCUCUGCUCCACCGCAGUUUUGUCUGGCAUGCCGAAGAUUGCCAUUUUGCGGCACAUGAAGGAGGCCCACGGCCUCGCGGCGCGCACAAGUCACCUGAAGCCGUUGCUGACGGACAACAUGUUGGAACGGCUAUGGUUCGCAGUCAGCUUCGUUCAGCCUGGGUUACGAAGAAACCACUCCUUCAUCAACAUGUACAAAAAUGUACACGUUGAUGAGAAGUGGUUUUUCAUCACCAAGGUCAAGCGAAGGUUCUAUCUCUACGACGACGAAGAGAUGACAGAGUGA
Aphanomyces astaci is the source of this 576-nucleotide messenger RNA. RefSeq lists its product as hypothetical. The transcript is spliced from 2 exons. NCBI's taxonomy places the organism in Eukaryota, Oomycota, Saprolegniomycetes, Saprolegniales, Verrucalvaceae. The record is from RefSeq and is a predicted model, not a curated record. The coding region runs from base 1 to 576 and encodes 191 amino acids.